Molecule: messenger RNA, 1911 nt
Organism: Danaus chrysippus (African queen)
Lineage: Eukaryota; Metazoa; Arthropoda; Insecta; Lepidoptera; Nymphalidae
Source: the annotation of a GenBank genome assembly
AUGGUCACGAUUGACGACUCGCUCCAGUGGGCAUACAUUCGCGUGUUCCAUGCUAAAAGUGGUACGCGCAUCCGCCGCUCUCUCAGGUACGACAUAACUUGUAAAGGCUGCUACACACUAACGACCGACGUUUAUACAGACGUGAUAACGCCGAACGUCGCCAGUGUGAUAAGCCCUUAUAGCCCACAGGAAGCUGGUGGCGCCACUUGUAAUUACCAUGACUACCGCAUGUUUUCUGUCUUGUAUAGACACGGUGUACACGGCGCCGCUCAGAGCGUGGGUCCCUGCGGCUGGUACUCGGCCUCCGCGGCCCCGGCGCCCACAGCGCCCGUCAGACUCAAACGAGCUCCGCCUCACCAGCUGCCGGCGGUCGGUGCUGUGAGCGGGAACAAUGUUCCUCAGGCGCCACUCUCGCCUACUGCUCUACAGAAUACGCCACCACAUAACAAUGUAAUGUCGUCAUCAGUACGAGCGGCCGCGCCCGCCAUGCACAUCUCUCAAACGUCUACUGUUGUCCCGAAAGGUGCCAGUGACGUAUUAGUGAACUCAACGCCAUCAAACCCACCCCCCGCCGCCAACAGACUCAUCAACAUGACGCACUGGCCUUGGCACCAUGGCGCCAUCUCUCGUGAGCGCGCGGAGGCGUUGUUGUCAGGGUCUCCAGACGGCGUGUUCCUUGUUCGUGAGAGCACCAACUUCCCCGGCGACCACACGCUCUGUGUUCGAUUCAGAGGUCGUGUUGAACAUUAUAGAGUAAAAUGGGCUACGGCCCCGGACAGUCAAAACCAACGUCUGACUAUUGACGAUGAAGAAUUCUUCGACAAUAUGACGAAUCUAAUACAGCACUACUUGAAAGACGCGGAUGGUUUAUGUACAAAAUUGGAGCGAUGGCUUCCCAAGGCGUCACCGAAUGGUGCUAACAACAACAACUUGCACCAGGCGACGUUUACACCACUGCCACAACAGCCGCCCCCGUAUCCUCCUACACCGAGCGUGUCCAGUUCUUUGAGCUCGGUUCCAUUCCAACACGGAUUCGGUCAUCUGCCCGGGGACGCCACUGACGGGCCACAGAAGUUUGUCGAUGCCAGAUGGAUUAUAGCAGAGAGGGAUUUGGAAAUUCGAGAAAACAUCGGUAAGGGAGAGUUUGGUGACGUCAUGCUGGGCAUACUGAAUGGAUCGCAGAAGGUAGCUGUGAAAAUAUUAAAGGAUAGAGAGGCGGCCAGCAAGUUCCGCGCUGAGGCCAGCGUUAUGGCAUCCCUUAAACAUGAAAACCUCGUUCGUCUGCUGGGGUGUGUAGUGUUCAGUUCCAACGGCAGCACGUGUAUCGUGACCGAGCACUGCGCGCAGGGCUCACUACUGGACUACCUGCGUAGUCGAGGACGACACUACGUCACGCAGCUCAAUCAGAUCAACUUCGCAUACGACGCGUGUUGCGGUAUGGAGUAUCUAGAGCGUCAGCGCGUCGUGCACCGUGACCUGGCGGCUCGUAAUGUGCUCAUAUCGGCAGAAGGCACGGCCAAAGUCGCGGACUUCGGUCUAGCGAGAACGGACUCCACGCCCGACGACCCCGCUGACGCCCUGCGGGUGCAGGCCAAGCUGCCCAUCAAGUGGACGGCGCCUGAGGCACUCAAGUACAACAAAUUUUCUAAUAAAUCCGACAUGUGGAGUUUUGGUAUUCUUCUCUGGGAGAUCUACUCUUUCGGGCGAGUGCCCUACCCUAGAAUCCCAUUAGCCGAGGUGGUCCGUCACGUGGAGCGCGGGUACCGCAUGGAGGCGCCCGAGGGUUGUCCGGGCGGGCCGUACGAGGUGAUGCGGGCGGCCUGGCACGCCGACCCCGCGCAGAGACCGACCUUCGCCAGCACGAGGCUCAGACUCGCCGCCAUCAGGGACGUGGCGCAUGCGCAUCAGUGA